Messenger RNA from Physcomitrium patens, 2465 nucleotides. Lineage: Eukaryota; Viridiplantae; Streptophyta; Bryopsida; Funariales; Funariaceae. The record is from RefSeq and is a predicted model, not a curated record.
AUUUGGAAGCCCGGGCUUGGUUGUUUCGGAGACCCACAUCUUGUCUCACAAGCCAUGCUUGCUAACCUCACCUCACUGCUCGGCUGAAUUUAGAAGCAUUUUACCGCGGUGCAUGUGAAGUCGAUUCUAUUGCGCUUAUGGGAGUUUGGAUCCGUGAUUAGAAUGGCCUCGACAUUAUUGAGUAUGUGGGAAUUAAUCUGAGUGUUUCGUUCUGUGGAUCGUUGGGUUCGUGGAGAAGUUUGUGGGUUGGGGGUUUGAGUGGCAGUGUAGUUUUUGGGCUUUUUGGGUUUCAUGGAACGCAGAGCGGUUGCUGCCUUUUUGCUGGGUUGUUGAGGAUGAUCCGCAGUGGUGAGCGUGGGUUGGGGAGCUGCUCAUGGGAGUUGUGAAGCUGAUGGUAGAAGUUUGGUUGUAAGCAUUUUGGGUGAGGUUUACGUGUAUUGGGCGGAGACACUUGCGGGAUUGAAAAGGAAUAGUAGAGGUGCGGAGUGGUUUCGCGGAGAUGCAAUCAAUUAAAAGCUGGGUACACCCUGUGGGCAUGUCUGGAGGUUUGUCUUGGGCUGGUGGGUCUAUUCAAGCUGCUUCGAACCCGCGCAGUUUUUUUUUCCGGCAGAGUGGAAUAUGUGGGUUUUUGCGCAGUGGAUUUGUUGCAAUUGGGUACCAGUGCCUUCGCCGUGGACCAAGAACGCUGCACUUCUCGUCGGUGCAAUCACGCGCGUGCAUAGAAGCUCGCGUGUUGUCACCUGCUCAGGAGUGGGUGGGUUUGCCGGAAUGGCGAACUAAUCCUGUGAACGAACUUCGUCUUUGGGGGAAGCGAGGUCCUACAUCUUCCAGGAAUGAAUGGGAGGACAUAACCAAAUUGGCUGCGAAGACAGCAAAUGCCGGUCAAGUUUUACAAUUGCAUCGGGAGAAGCUGGAAAAUUCGGAAGCAAAGGUUGAUGGAUUAAAUUCUGAGAAGAGAGAUUUAUCUCUUGCGGAGUGGGGCGCAAUUGUGCUUGGUACUGCGGACCCUGUUGAGAAGGCUGUGUUUACCCACCACGCGUAUCGUCUUUGGUGCAAUGGCGAGCUCCCAUUGGGGGUUGCGGAAGCUCCUGAUUCCCCUGCGCGCCCUAAUAAGCCUGAGCUGGUUCACCCGAGAAAAAUUCCUCCUCCUUCAGGCACAAUCCUUACGCCAAGCGCGCAUGCUCUGCACAACUUGGCGCAUAUAGAAUUGAAUGCUAUUGAUCUAGCUUGGGAUACCGUCGUCAGAUUUUCUGGCGCUAGUGAAGAGCUCGAUCGACAAUUUUUUGCAGACUUCGUACAUGUGGCGGACGACGAGAGUCGUCAUUUUCUCUGGUGCUCUCAACGGCUUGCUGAAAUGGGGUUUAGCUAUGGUGAUAUGCCAGCACAUAAUCUCCUGAUGGUAGAUUGUCAAAGGACCUCAGGAAGUGUAAUGUCAAGACUUGCAAUCAUCCCAAUGAUGCAGGAAGCGCGUGGAUUAGAUGCUGGCCCGAGGCUAUUCGACAGGCUGAUGGGAAAUGGUGACACCCGAAGUGCUAGUAUCACCAAGCGCAUUGCGGAAGAAGAAGUUGGUCAUGUUGCAGUUGGUGUGGCUUGGUUUAUAGAUGUUUGCAGACGGCUUGGAUUGAAUCCAGCGGAUCGAUUUCAAGGGUUACUGAAGGAGGAUGAUUUGGAACUGAGAGGGCCAUUCAAUCACUCGGCACGUAUACUAGCUGGGCUGCCACGAGACUGGUAUGAUUCGUCCUUCGACCCAGAUUCUCCUCCCGAGGAUUUUGUUCCAGUCAAUCCAGUAGGCUCCAAGGGAGUAAGAAGGAAUAGAGUGCAAGUAAUUAAAAAAAAGCAGGUGCUAUCUCCAAAUGAACGCCGUGAAGAUGGAGAGUCGAUCACUGAUUCCAGUGAAAAUGUUUGUUCUCGAAUGUCAGAGGUCUAUGGCCGACUAGCUAUGGUAGUCGCUAUGGAACAAGACAAUGCUGAAACUUGAAGCUGGACCUAUCCCUGAACUCGAAAUUAUUUGAUUUAUGUCCCGAAUAUGUACAACAAUGUGAAGCAGUUCAGCAUCAAUAUCCGCAGGAUAAUGGAUGCUGAGUACAAGACCAUUUUAAGAACAGGAUGGCUGCCAUUUUUGGGAUCCUCCUAAGUCGGCGCAUAUUAGCAGUUGGCAUUACUCAAAUCAUAUCUGUAAAACCAUUUCAUUUCAUUGUGCAGAUGUUUAGUUUUUCCACAACUCCUGAAAACUCUGUUGGAACCACUUGUGUCCACCAAUGUUUCUGAUGAAAAUUUCGGAAUGCUCUUCUGUUAACCUUGAUGAAACAUUCGCAAAAUGACUACGUUCUAUCCCAGCUAAGCCACAUUGUUUGCUUCCCCGAUUCUAUGACAAUGUAGGGCGAACUCAAGGCUGUUUAGGAUAUCAAGUGUUAAAAUCUAUGUUCUUGCUAAAUCACUUCAAUAAAAAAAACUCUCUUCACUCA